Molecule: messenger RNA, 6152 nt
Organism: Neltuma alba
Lineage: Eukaryota; Viridiplantae; Streptophyta; Magnoliopsida; Fabales; Fabaceae
Product: brefeldin A-inhibited guanine nucleotide-exchange protein 5
Exons: 34
Coding region: 320-5689 (1789 amino acids)
Biological process (GO): regulation of ARF protein signal transduction
Cellular component (GO): trans-Golgi network
Molecular function (GO): guanyl-nucleotide exchange factor activity
Source: RefSeq, a predicted model, not a curated record
UUGAGCAAAAUAAUCUUCUUCCCUGUAAAAUCUCAGAUGGGAGUUGAGACUGGCAGCAUAGAAUGUUUCAUGGUCUGAAGCGAGAGACCAGAGCAGACCCGUGAUGAAGCUUUAGAGAAAUAUACUACAGACAGAUCCAAAAGCGUUACUUUGUCUCAAUUGCUCUUUCCUUCUCCAUUCUCUCAUUGCUAUUUACUCUGAUCUAUUCACGUUCACUCUCUUUUAUUUUUGCCGAGCUGCAUUUUCGUUUCGAACCGAGUUGUCUGGGUGGUGAUCUGUGUGGCGGUUUGAAUUUUGCUGCCAGGAGUUUAGCAAAACAAUGGCUGGAGGUGCUGCUGGGGGUUUUGUAACUCGAGCAUUCGAAUCACUGCUCAAAGAGUGUUCUUCUACCAAGAAGUAUCCCGAGCUACAGAAGGCUCUUCAGACGUACAUAGACGUUACUAAAGGUUUCAAUCAGAUACAGCAGGCUGCUCCAGGUGAGGCCAAUCAAGCAGCACCCUCUGCAGGAGAUGAGAGCGCGCUUGACACUGAAGCUGGAGCAACUAGAACAGAGGCAGAUCAGUCACAGAAGGGUGAACAUGUUAUUGAGGAGGCAGAGCCCGGUAGCAGGCCUAAGAGUGUAAAUAUUACUGCUAUUUUAGCUCAUGCUGGGCAUACUCUUGAUGGAGCUGAUGCGGAGCUUGUUUUGAAGCCACUCAGACUUUCCUUUGAGACAAAGAACUUGAAAAUUCUAGAACCUGCCUUAGACUGUCUACAUAAACUUAUUGCUUAUGAUCAUCUGGAGGGAGAUCCUGGGUUAGAUGGUGGUAAAAAUGCCCCACUUUUUACAGACAUUCUGAACAUGGUUUGCAGUUCUAUCGACAAUUCUUCACCUGACAGUACUGUACUCCAAGUGCUGAAGGUACUUCUUACUGCUGUGGCCUCCGCAAAGUUCAGAGUGCAUGGGGAACCGUUGCUGGGAGUUAUUCGAGUAUGCUACAAUAUUGCUCUUAACAGCAAGAGUCCUAUAAACCAAGCAACAGCGAAGGCAAUGUUGACACAGAUGAUUAGCAUCACUUUUAGGAGAAUGGAAACUGAUCUGGUUGAAUCUUUAUCUGGUUCUGGUUUACCUUCAGAGGAUGCUUCAGCAGAGAAUUUGAACACAAAAACUGAGGAAACUUCCAUGGGGGAUUCAAAUGACAAGGAAAUGACUCUAGGCGAUGCACUUAGCCAAAUAAAGGAGGCGUCUCCAACAUCGCUUGAGGAACUUCAAAAUCUUGCUGGUGGUGCUGAUAUCAAGGGCUUAGAGGCUGUACUUGACAAGGCUGUGCAUAUUGAAGAUGGUAAAAAGAUAAUCCGAGGAAUUGAUCUGGAGAGCAUGGGUAUUGCACAACGUGAUGCUCUGCUGGUCUUCCGCACUCUUUGCAAGAUGUGUAUGAAGGAAGAUAGUGAUGAAGUUACAACCAGAACACGAAUAUUGUCUCUUGAACUUCUGCAGGGUUUGUUGGAAGGAGUUAGCCAUUCAUUUACAAAGAACUUUCAUUUUAUUGAUUCAGUAAAGGCUUAUCUUUCAUAUGCAUUAUUGCGAGCUUCAGUUUCACAAUCCCCUGUCAUAUUUCAGUAUGCUACCGGAAUAUUCUCUGUCCUGUUACUGCGAUUCAGGGAGAGCCUCAAAGGGGAAAUAGGCAUAUUCUUUCCCUUGAUAGUUCUAAGACCACUUGAUGGUUCAGAAUUUUCAGUCAACCUAAAACUAAGUGUUCUUCGGAUGUUAGAGAAAGUAAGUAAGGAUCCACAGAUGCUUGUUGACAUUUUUGUUAACUAUGAUUGUGAUCUUGAGGCACCAAACUUGUUUGAACGAAUGGUUACAUCUCUAUCCAAAAUAGCUCAAGGGAUUCAAAAUACUGAUCCUAAUUCGGUUGCUGCAUCUCAAUCAUCUUCAGUUAAAGGCGCAUCACUUCAAGGUCUAGUAAAUGUUCUUAAAUCACUGGUUGAUUGGGAGAAAUCACAUAAGGAAUCAGAGAAGUUAGGAAAGGGUGACCUGCAUGAGGGGAUUUCUGCUGGCGAUUCUGUGGAAAUGAGAUCCAGGGAUGAUGCAACCAGUGAUUUUGAGAAGGCAAAGGCUCAUAAAACCACAUUGGAGGCUGCUGUUGCUGAGUUCAACAGGAAACCAGUGAAAGGGGUGGAGUAUCUAAUAUCAAAUAAGUUGGUAGAAAAUGCACCUGCUUCGGUUGCUCAAUUUUUGAAAACCGCUCCAAAUCUGGACAAGGUUACUAUUGGUGAUUAUUUAGGUCAGCAUGAAGAGUUUCCCCUUGCUGUGAUGCAUGCUUAUGUAGAUUCCAUGAACUUCUCUGGAAUGAAGUUUGAUUCAGCCAUCCGUGAGUUUCUCAAAGGGUUCCGACUUCCAGGUGAAGCUCAAAAGAUAGACCGAAUCAUGGAAAAGUUUGCAGAGAGAUAUUGUGCAGAUAAUCCUGGUCUUUUUAAAAAUGCAGAUACAGCAUAUGUUCUUGCAUAUGCUGUUAUUAUGUUGAAUACUGAUGCGCACAAUCCAAUGGUGUGGCCUAAAAUGUCCAAGUCAGAUUUUAUACGUAUUAAUGCCAUGAAUGAUGCUGAAGAAUGUGCUCCUACAGAAAUGCUGGAAGACAUCUAUGAUUCCAUUGUCAAAGAAGAGAUUAAAAUGAAAGAUGAUGCAUCUGUUAUUGGAAAAAGCAGUAAGCAAAAGCCAGAGAGUGAAGAGGGACGUCUUGUCAGUAUUCUUAAUCUGGCUCUCCCCAAAAGGAUGUCAUCAGCAGAUGCCAAAGCGGAGAGUGAAGAAAUUGUUAAGAAAACACAGGCUAUAUUCAGAAAUAAGGGUGUUAAAAAGGGGGUAUUUUACACUUCUCGGCAGAUUGAACUUGUAAGGCCCAUGGUAGAAGCUGUUGGUUGGCCGUUGCUUGCUACGUUCUCUGUGACUAUGGAAGAAGGUGACAAUAAGCCUCGUGUUGUUCUAUGCAUGGAGGGUUUUAAAGCUGGCAUUCAUAUUACAUAUGUGCUUGGAAUGGAUACCAUGCGCUAUGCAUUUUUAACAUCUCUGGUCAGGUUUACUUUCUUACAUGCCCCAAAGGAUAUGCGUAGUAAAAAUGUGGAAGCCAUGCGGACACUGUUGGCUCUUUGUGACUCAGACACAGGUGCCCUUCAAGACACAUGGAAUGCAGUUCUGGAAUGUGUUUCUCGCCUUGAAUUCAUAGUAUCAACUCCAACAAUAUCUGCCACUGUGAUGCUUGGAUCCAAUCAAAUCUCCAGGGAUGCUGUAGUUCAAUCUCUAAAGGAGUUGGCUGGAAAACCCGCUGAAAAAGUAUUUCUUAAUAGUGUUAAGCUACCUGGUGAUUCAGUUGUGGAAUUCUUCAAUGCUCUUUGUGGUGUAUCAGCUGAAGAACUAAAACAAACACCAGCUCGUGUUUUUAGCCUUCAAAAACUUGUUGAAAUCAGCUAUUACAAUAUGGCUCGUAUACGUAUGGUCUGGGCUAGAAUAUGGCAUGUUCUGGCGAAUCACUUCAUAUCAGCUGGGAGUCAUCAUGAUGAGAAAAUUGCUAUGUAUGCCAUAGAUUCUCUAAGACAGCUAAGCAUGAAGUAUUUGGAGCGUGAUGAGCUGGCCAAUUUCACCUUCCAAAAUGACAUUCUCAAACCGUUUGUUGUCCUCAUGCGUAAUAGUCAAAGUGAAUCCUUAAGGAGCCUGAUUGUUGACUGCAUUGUUCAGAUGAUCAAAUCUAAGGUUGGAAGCAUCAAGUCUGGAUGGCGUAGUGUCUUUAUGAUUUUUACAGCUGCUGCUGAUGAUGAAUUGGAAUCAAUUGUUGAGAGUGCAUUUGAGAACGUUGAGCAGGUUAUCUUGGAACACUUUGAUCAAGUAGUUGGGGAUUGUUUCAUGGACUGCGUAAAUUGUCUAAUUAGGUUUGCCAACAACAAGGUUUCACAUCGUAUAAGUUUGAAGGCCAUAGCACUCCUGCGUAUUUGUGAGGAUCGCCUUGCAGAGGGUCUUAUUCCUGGAGGUGCUUUGAAGCCAAUUAAUGCAGAAGUAGAUCCAACUUUUGAUGUGACUGAGCAUUAUUGGUUUCCAAUGUUGGCUGGCUUGUCUGAUCUAACAUCAGAUAUGAGACCAGAGGUGAGAAACUGUGCGCUUGAAGUCCUGUUUGAUUUACUCAAUGAAAGAGGCAGCAAGUUCUCUUCAUCAUUUUGGGAGAAUAUAUUCCAUCGUGUUCUAUUUCCCAUUUUUGAUCAUGUGAGACAAGCUGGAAAGGAGGGCAUUGUUUCUUCCGAUGAUGAAUGGCUCCGUGAAACAAUUAUACAUUCACUUCAGCUGCUCUGCAACCUUUUCAACACUUUCUACAAGGAGGUUUGUUUUAUGCUGCCACCUUUGCUGGCUUUGCUGUUAGAUUGUGCCAAAAAGCCAGAUCAAACUGUGGUUUCAAUAUCUCUUGGUGCCUUGGUUCAUCUAAUUGAAGUUGGGGGACAUCAGUUUAGUGAAGCUGACUGGGAGACACUGCUGAAAAGCAUAAGUGAUGCUGCAUAUACAACGCAACCACUUGAGCUGCUUAAUACCUUCAGCAUUGAAAAUAUGAGAAAUUAUGGAGGCAUAGAUAGAUCAGAUACCAGUGCAGGUGAUGGUCUUACUGUAAAGUCUAUUGACAAUGAGGCAGUGGGUGUCCGUCAGCUUAAUGUCAAUGAUAACGGAAAGCUAUUCCCUCAAGCUUACUCAAAUAUAAAUGUUGAUGGAGUUGAAGGUUUAGGAUCGCAGACAAAUUCAGACCGAUCUGAAGGCCUUCCUUCACCAUCUGGAAGGUCUCCCAGACCGGCAGAUGUUGCAGGCCUCAAGCGGAAUCAAACAUUAGGUCAACGUAUUAUGGGAAAUAUGAUGGACAAUCUCUUUCUCAGAAAUCUUACUUCCAAAUCUCAAAGCCGACCUUCAGAUGCUUCUCAACCUCCUUCUCCAGCUAUGGUUACUGAUGCUGUAGAACCUGAUACCAAGGAUGAAGAGAGUCCUUUGCUAGUUACUGUCAGGGGAAAGUGCAUUACUCAAUUACUUCUUCUUGGCGCAAUCGAUGGUAUUCAGAAAAAAUACUGGAGCAAGUUAAAAGCACAGCAGAAAAUUGCUGUCACGGACAUUCUGGUGUCUCUGUUGGAGUUUGCUGCUUCAUAUAACUCAUCCGCCAACCUUAGAACUCGGAUGCACCAGAUUCCCGAGGAUAGGCCACCCGUCAAUCUUCUCCGCCAGGAAUUAACUGGUACUAGCAUAUAUUUGGAAAUCUUACAGAAAUCGACUUAUGGAUUUGAUACAAACAGAGAGAAGAACCUGCAGUCUGACAGCUUUCAGCAUGCUGAUAGUAAAGUGGAUGAUGGCUCCAGCAUUGCUCAGCAUUCUGAGGUUGAAGAGAAAUUUGAAAGAAUAGCUGAGGAGAAACUGGUUUCUUUCUGUGAACUGGUACUGAGGGAGGCAUCUGAGCUCCAAUCUAGUGCUGGAGAAACCCCCAACAUGGAUAUUCAUCGUGUCUUGGAGCUGCGUGCUCCUAUCAUAGUGAAGGUGCUUAAAAACAUGUGUUAUAUGAAUAAUAAGAUUUUCAGAAGACACCUCAGAGAUUUCUAUCCCUUGCUGACGAAGCUUGUAUGCUGCGACCAGAUGGACAUUCGGGGAGCCCUCGGUGAUCUAUUUCAAGCACAAUUGAAAGCACUCUUACCAUAGCUACUUCUAAAUGUCACUGAUUAUCAGACGAUCCGUUUCAGCACUUUGGCCUCCCACUCUCUUCGACCUGGAACGGGAAAUACUAUUCAAUUUUCUUUGACCUGGAAACGGGAAAUAUUGUAUUCUUUUGCAUUUAAUCUUCGACAUCAGUCUGAAAAGAAAAUCUUCUAUAGGUAAUUAAUUUUGUGUUGGCCUAGCCGUAGGAGUUCUAUAGAAGACCGGCAAUACAAAUGUAAUAGUCAUUUUCUUCAUCUAUCUCGCAAUAGCAGUUCGCCCAGGUCCAGUUGUUUGUGCAGUGUAGUGUUUGAACAUUAGCAUAAAUUCUGAUUCAGAACAUGUGGAACCAGUUUUUGGUUGUUGUAUCAUAAUAGUUGUGUACCCUGUUAAACCCUUGUAUUCAUGAGAUGUCAAAUACUUAGUUUUCUUAAAUCAUUCAAGAAAACAAAGGGAGCAUUUUCCUGUU